AUGAGCGGUCUUGUGUUUCAAAAUUUCGAUGAACGAUCAGAGAGUGACGGCGAGAAGUGGAUAGAAGGCGCCAUGGGUGCCCAAUUGUUGCGUGAUAUUAUCGAUGGCGACGAUGAUGAGGAUUUUUAUGAGGAUUUCAACAAGGAAUCUCCAGACGUUAUAAAAAGAAGCCUUCCAGAACAUGCUUGUGUAUAUUGUGGAAUUCAUACGCCUAACUGUGUUGUCAAGUGCGUUACUUGUGACAAGUGGUUUUGUAACGCUAAAUCUGGAUUAAAUACAUCACAUAUAGUGACGCACAUGAUUAUGUCGAAGCACAAUGUUGUUGCGCUUCAUGAAGAGUCCGACUUGGGGGACACAACCUUAGAGUGUUACAACUGUGGCAAUAAAAAUGUUUUUAUUCUUGGGUUUGUAAGCGCAAAGCUGGAGUCUGUAGUGGUAAUUUUAUGCAGAAUCCCUUGCGCUCAGUCUAAAGAUGUAAACUGGGACACAUCGCAAUGGCAAUCAUUAAUUGAAAAUAGACAGCUAUUGCUGUGGGUUGCCUCUGAACCUUCUGAAGAGGAUAUCGAAAACUCAAAAAUUGUUUCUCAUUCUCAAAUCACUAAAUUAGAAACUCAGUGGAAGCUUCACAGAGACGCAACUAUUGACGAAAUUGAAACCAACGAUGACGGGGAUGAGGAAGUGCUACCAAUUUUAUUAAGAUAUGAUGAUGCUUUUCAGUAUCAGCGUUCGUUCGCGCCUCUAGUCAAGCUUGAGGCUGAUGCAAACAAAGCUUUGAAAGAGUCUCAAGCUUUAGAGCAUAUUCAGGUAAAAUGGGCUUUGGGUUUGAAUAAUAGACAUUUAGCAUCGUUUAUUUUUUCCACCUUUGAAAGUAACGAUUUAAGAGUUGCCGUUGGUGAUGAAAUGAUUUUGAGGUAUAGUGGAUCCGAUUACGAACCAUGGGAAGGAAGAGGCUUUAUUGUUAGGGUCCCGAAUGCUUAUUAUGAAUAUUUCACGUUAGAGUUGACUCCAUCAAAAAGUCCACCACCGGUAGAUCAGACUCGAAAUUUCACAGCAGAGUUUGUAUGGAAGGGAACUUCGUACGAUAGAAUGCAACAGGCUUUAAGAAAAUUUGCUUUAAAUAAAGAGUCUGUAUCAAGUUAUGUUUAUCAUAAAUUGUUGGGACACGAGGUUGAACCCGUAGAAUUUGACAUCAAAAUACCCCGGAACAUUUCAUUAAGUAAAUUAGCAACAUUAAAUGAGUCUCAGGUUAAUGCGGUAAAAUCUUCUUUAGUGGGACCAUUUACCUUGAUCCAGGGCCCACCCGGAACAGGAAAAACAGUUACAUCGGCUACAAUCGUUUAUCAUUUGUCAAGUAAAGGUAAAAUUUUGGUCACUGCACCCUCUAAUGUUGCAGUUGAUCAUUUAGCUGCAAAAUUGGAUGUUCUUGGCUUGAAAGUAGUAAGGUUAACGGCGAAAUCGAGAGAGGAUGUCGAUAGCUCCGUGAGCCACCUUGCUUUGCAUAAUUUGGUCAAUAAAGCGGCCAAGGGCGAACUUAAAAAACUAAUAGCUUUAAGAAAUCAAGUUGGUGAAUUAUCUGAUGCGGAUGCAAAAGCUUUGAUCAGGAAGGUAAGGAAGAUGGAAGAAAAAAUUUUGAACAAGUGUAAUGUAGUUUGUUGUACUUGUGUCGGGGCUGCUGAUAAAAGAUUGUCGAAAUUGACGUUUAGAUCUGUAUUGAUUGACGAAAGUACUCAUGCCUCUGAACCUGAGGUUUUAAUCCCGAUUGUCAAGGGAGCCAAGCAGGUCAUUUUAGUUGGUGACCAUCAGCAAAUGGGGCCUGUUAUUUUCGACAAAAAAGCUGGUGAUGCGGGUUUGAGACAGUCUUUGUUUGAAAGAUUGGUAUUGCUCGGAAAUAUUCCAAAUAGAUUGGAUGUUCAAUAUAGGAUGCAUCCUUGUUUGUCUGAGUAUCCCUCCAAUGUAUUCUAUGAAGGUACUUUACAAAAUGGAGUUACUAGUGAAAGUAGGUUGCUCAAGCAUUCUAAAUUUCCAUGGCCAGUGGAAAACACGCCCAUGAUGUUUUGGGCUAAUUAUGGUAAAGAAGAAUUUUCAGGAAAUGGCAGCUCGCUUUUAAAUAGAGUCGAAGCGAUGAAUGUGGAAAAAAUCAUCACCAAAUUGUUUGAAGACGGAGUCAAUCCUGAACAGAUCGGUGUUAUUACACCAUACGAGGGCCAAAGAGCCUAUAUUGUGCAGUAUAUGUCAAUGAACAGCACUUUGACUAGCAAAAGAGAACAGUAUUUGGAAAUUGAAGUGACAUCUGUAGAUGCCUUCCAGGGAAGAGAAAAGGAUUUUAUCAUCUUGAGUUGCGUUAGGGGUAACGAUCAGCAGAACAUUGGAUUCUUAAGCGAUCCUAGAAGGCUCAACGUUGCUUUAACGAGAGCUAAGUUCGGUCUAGUGAUAUUGGGUAAUCCAAGGGCAUUGUGCCGUAAUAGUCUAUGGAACCAUUUACUUGUGCACUUUAGAGAGAUGGGUAGCUUAGUUGAUGGUCCACUUGACAAUUUGCAAUUAUCAAUGGUGCAGCUAAAUUCUACUUCCAAAUCGGUUGGUUUACAAAGAAAAUCAUUUCCUGGAUCAAAAUUUUCAGCUGACAAACGAGACUUUGAUACCGAAAGUAUAGUCUCGUUUGCUCCUGAGGGUUCUGGGCAUCAUUUGAAGCAAUCACAGUGGCCAGCUUUCAGCAGGUCCUCGCAAAAUAAUAGCCAUGCAAAUUCACGUUCGUUAACAUCAAAUUUUGCAAAUAAGCUUAAUAAGUUGAACGAUGAUUUCGAUGGAAGAUAUAUUGAUAAUGAUAUCGAAGAUGAUAUAAGAAGUAUUUCGGCAAAUUUCACUGCCGGAUUGAAUUUCAAUUAA
Priceomyces carsonii is the source of this 2883-nucleotide messenger RNA. RefSeq names its product ATP-dependent RNA helicase (gene NAM7). Gene Ontology annotation, biological process: nuclear-transcribed mRNA catabolic process, nonsense-mediated decay. The transcript has a single exon. Gene Ontology annotation, cellular component: cytoplasm. Gene Ontology annotation, molecular function: ATP hydrolysis activity; ATP binding; RNA binding. Lineage: Eukaryota; Fungi; Ascomycota; Pichiomycetes; Serinales; Debaryomycetaceae. The coding region runs from base 1 to 2883 and encodes 960 amino acids. The record is from RefSeq and is a predicted model, not a curated record.